Messenger RNA from Copidosoma floridanum, 2795 nucleotides. It is a transcript of the gene yps, whose product is annotated as Y-box binding protein ypsilon schachtel. NCBI's taxonomy places the organism in Eukaryota, Metazoa, Arthropoda, Insecta, Hymenoptera, Encyrtidae. The record is from RefSeq and is a predicted model, not a curated record. Gene Ontology annotation, molecular function: nucleic acid binding.
GCAACCGCGUAGAAAGGUACCAUCAGUGCAAGCGCAAAGAUCCAGGUUCGGAAGCGGCGUGUCAUCAGCACCUUCAUAACACCAUCCAACAUCACCAUCCACCCAUCUCUCCGGCCGACGUAUCAGUACGAGAGAUAGUGUGAUACAACAAAUAACAACAUCAAGCCAUGGCUGAUGCGGAAAAGCAGCCCGAGCAGCAGCAACAGCAGCAGUCGCCGCCGCAAACCCAGCAGCAGGCCCAACCUGCUGCGAGCCCGUCUCAGCCCCAACAGCAGCAAUCCCAGCAGAGCCAGCCCCAGCAACAACAGCAGGCCAAGACUACUCAGGAACAGAAGGCCGUCAUCGCUAAUAAAGUUACUGGGACCGUGAAGUGGUUCAACGUCAAGAGUGGCUAUGGUUUUAUCAACAGAAAUGACACCAAAGAAGACGUGUUUGUCCAUCAGUCGGCUAUUAUUAAGAACAACCCGAAAAAGGCCGUAAGAAGCGUCGGCGAUGGAGAGGUCGUCGAGUUCGACGUGGUGAUCGGCGAGAAGGGCAACGAGGCGGCCAACGUCACCGGCCCGGAAGGUAUUUCCGUCAAAGGGUCGCCGUACGCGGCUGAGAAGCGCCGAAGCUAUCGCCAGUACUAUAACAGGCGAGGUGGUAGCGGUGGCGGCGGUGGCGGCAACACCGGUGGCGCUAGGCCGCUUCGCAGAAACCGCGACGGUCAAGAGGACUACGAGUCCGGUGACGGCGGUAAGACCGGAGACGAGCAGAGCGGUGGCGAGGGUGGUGGCAAUCAGCAGCAGAUGCGUCGCUACAGGCCCCGGCGUAACUACGACGGUGGCUACUACAGAGGUGGCGGUGGCAGACGUUCUGGCCCAGGCAACCAGCAGCAGUCGGAGAACGGUGCCGAGGGUGGCGUCGGUGGCGAACAGGGCGACGGCGAUGUUGGGCAGUCAAGAGGCGCAGGUAGAGGUAGAGGCGGACCCUCGCGGCGCUUCUUCCGGCGCAAUUUCCGCGGUGGACGCGGAGGUGGCGGCCCUAACCGUCGUCCCCGCAGCCAAGACGGCCAGUCAGAGCAGAAGGUUGACGCGCCUAGUAAUAAAGAUUCUGUCACUGCCCCAGCUUCACAGGAGAGUCAGCCGCAGCAAAACUCAUCCAACGCCAUUGCAGAAGGCACUGCUUAACCAACUACAGUUGUCGCCAUUUUAAAAUCACCAUCCCUUUCUACGUAACAACACAAUUCUAUCUGUUAUAAGGCGACAAAAAAAAUAAAAUUAAGAUAAAAUUCAAGUAAAUCAUUGUAACAGCUAACAGCAAACAGCAGCAGCAGUCUAUAAAAAUUGCUAUAAAAGGAUAAAAAAAGAAAAAAAAGAAAAAAAAUUGAAAAAAAAAAUCGAGUGAAAAAAGAUAAAGAUUUACCAACCAACACUACUCCACAGUCUCCCCACGAAACUUGCAAACACAAAAAUAAAGCUGAAAUUGCGAUAUGUAAAGUGAAAGAAAAAAAAAAAAGGAAAAAUGGUGUUAAGAAAGGAUUAUUCAGUGACCAAAGGUUGCGUUGAUGUGGUCAAAAGAUAAGUAUAAACAAUUAGAUCAAGUUAAAAAAUCCUAAGACACAUGUACACGCUUCUCCGACGUUUCUUUAUUGUUUAAACUGAGUUGUCGUUUGUUGUUUACGUAGUUUCAGUUUGCCUUUUUUCAUACCACAUAAACUUGGAAAGAUGAUCGUUUAAAACUAAGUGCUAUAAGUUCCACUAUAAACUUUACUAUUCUUGGUUCGUGAUGUUAAGAAAAACGAGACAAUUAGUGGUGGCAUAAUUCCAGUUAACUAACGAAAAAAACAAACAAAAUGCGUUAAAAAAAACUUUGUUGCACACUUUCGAUUAAAUAAUUUUUGACGCUUAUAAAACGCCAUUAGAGCGUUAAAACGUGAAGUUCUUUUUGCGUCUCGUAUUGAUGAACUAUAUUUUUUCUCGUUUACGCCGACGAGAGUUUAAAAGUCCCCGAAAAUAUCAAAUAUCAUUGUUUAUUUAUUCUCGUUUUAUCACAUACAUGUAGUAUUUUUUCAUGCAACAUAUCUACAUACUUAUUCAUAAACCUUAAAUAUUUCACGUUUUUUAAAUCCUUUAAGAUGAUUGUAUACUCCAAAUCAGGCAUGCGAUGUAUUGUUAAUUACGAAUCAAUGAACAUUACAAACGGAAUUGAAAAUUUUACGAUUCUGAAGACUUGUUGAAACGAUGCAAAAAUCAUUGUGAACUGAAAAAAAAAACCAAAAACCGUUGUAAAAGAAAGACUUUUUUCUCAAUCGUCGUCGUGACGGUGUUGCGUUUUUUUUUUUUUUUUAACCCCUGGAGGGUUUGUUUUUUUAAUUUAAUUCGGUGUUGCUUAAUUUAAGAUGAAUUGUAAUUUGCAUACCUUGUUGAACUGAUUUAACAUUGUACUUUAAUCAAUCGAAAAUUUAUCAACAAAUUUUCUACUUUUUUUUUUACUUGUAAAAAAAUCGAAAGCAACAAAAGACAAUAGAUUUAAUCGUCAAAUUAAUGCGUUUUGUUUAAAAAACGUAUUGUAAAUUAUAAAAAAAAAUUUGUAAUACUUUUUUUGUUUAAAAAAUCGAUAUAGCGCAUUUUUACAGUAUGAAAAGCUCAAAUUGUCACAACAUGGUGUCAUUUGUUACAUUGUCAAAAAAAUAAGAAUGUAAAAAAAAAGUAAAACCUUAUUUGUAAAAAAAAAUGUUUGCAUAUCUUUUUUUAAAAAAUAAUCAUUGUAACAUUACUUACACAUUACAAUAAAGUGUAACAUUUUUUCUAUGA